Molecule: messenger RNA, 2882 nt
Organism: Apus apus (common swift)
Lineage: Eukaryota; Metazoa; Chordata; Aves; Apodiformes; Apodidae
Product: probable G-protein coupled receptor
Exons: 2
Coding region: 358-1644 (428 amino acids)
Biological process (GO): G protein-coupled receptor signaling pathway
Cellular component (GO): endosome; plasma membrane; signaling receptor complex
Molecular function (GO): G protein-coupled receptor activity
Source: RefSeq, a predicted model, not a curated record
UCUGGUGCAGUAGGUGGCCGUGCUGGGGGGGCACAGGGCUCAGGGACACCCGUCCCCCUUCCCAAGUUCCCAGCGGGUGCUAGGACCCAGCAGCUGUCCCCGUGUGACCGCCACGGCUGCAGGCAGCGCCGGCAGCGCCCGGGAGUGACAGCUGGUGCCAUCCACAGCUGGUGGGUGACGAGUGGGUGACGGUGGGGACGGGAGCGUGGCCCUGUGCAGACGCCAGCAGCCCCUUUUCUGCUGCGGGAGCCACGCUGGUGAGAAGGACCCUGGCGAGGAGCAGAGCACCCACCUCCCCAGGAGCAAAGGCAAGGAGAAGACAGAGGCCAUGGUUGUGGUGGGGUUUCCCUCUAAGGGAUGCAGGAGAAGAGCCCUUGCUGCCCAGGCACCAGAGCUGCUGGCUUAGUCCUCAGGGGGAUGGCAAGCCAAAUGGGGCUGAACACCACAGACAGCUUAGAGCUGCUGUCCAUCCCUGAGCAGUCCAUUGCUCAAGAUGUGGUGGGCCUCUUCUUCAUGGUCCUGCUCACCCUCAUUGCCCUAGUGGCCAACACUGUGGUCAUGAUCGCCAUUCUCAAAAGCCCCCUUCUCAAGAAGUUAAUCUUUGUCUGCCACCUCUGUAUGGUUGACCUGCUCUCUGCCAUUUUCCUCAUGCCCCUGGGGAUCAUCUCCAGCUCCUCCUGCUUCAACAGGGUGAUCUACAGCACUGUUGAGUGCCAGGCCUUGAUGUUCCUGAAUAUCUGCUUCAUCAGUGCCUCCAUCCUCACCAUCUCCAUCAUCAGCGUGGAGCGGUACUACUACAUUGUUCACCCCAUGAGGUAUGAGGUCAAGAUGACCAUCAGGCUAGCGGUGGCCGGAGUCAUCUUCAUUUGGGUCAAGUCUGCUCUCAUCCCUGUCUUGGCACUGGUGGGCUGGCCUCAAGGCAGUGGGGCCACCAGCGCCAGUCGCUGCACAGUCUACUGGAGUCCUGGGGUCCACAAGAAGGUUUUUGUGAUCAUCUUCAGCAUUGUCUGCUUUGUCCUGCCCACCACCAUCAUCUUUGCUGUCUACUGCAGUGUCUACCGGGUGGCCCGGAUGGCAUCCCUGCAGCACGUGCCUGUGCCGGCACAGGCAGUUGCGCCGAGACGCCGAUCUGACUCCAUCGCCAGCCAAGUGACCAUCAUCACCAGGAACCUGCCAUUGCCCAGGCUGAUGCCAGAGCGUUUUUUGGGAAGCAACAAGGCCAUCCUCACCUUGGUCCUCAUUGUGGGACAGUUUCUGUGCUGCUGGCUGCCCUUCUUUGCUUUCCACUUGCACUCCUCUGUUGGUACGAGCACAGUAGAUGGUGGUCACGGGGAGAUGGUGGUCACCUGGAUUGCCUACUCCUCCUUUGCCAUCAAUCCCAUCUUCUAUGGGCUGCUGAACCGCCAGAUCCGGCAGGAGCUGGCCCGGCUCCGGCGCAGCUGUCUCAACCGGCCACUGGGCCAGGAGAUCUGUCUUUCCAUCUCGGAGGCUUCUGUUCAGGAAAACUUCUUGCGGUUCGUCCAGAGAGCGACUUGCACACUGGAGCCCCAUGCCAGCUGCAUCAGCCCCAGCCCCAGGAACAGGCUGGACCAGACCAAGAUGGACUUCCCCAUCCCAGGUCAAGUUCCUGAAGAGAGCGGCUGAGAAGUAGGAGGUCCUGUCCCACCAUGCUGGGCAGGAUGGUGGGCAGGGAGCCUGCAUGGAUGGGCUCUCCCUGGGACAUGGGAUGCCAAGGGGCUCCUACACGUGGGCAGAGGAGGGGGCACCUCCAGGUCUGUCACCCCACUGAGAUGACUCAAGGCCAGCAGGGAAGAGCAGAUGUCCCUUGCACCCUUCCCAGUAGCAAUGACCCAGCUAACACCACUAACCCCAGUAACACCAGGGCCCAGGGCACCCACUGAGCCCAGACAGCUGAUGUGGAGCCCUCCACCCUUGGCUGUUUAAGCUCACACUAACAUCAGGUUGGAGGAGCUCCUGUCACCUGUGAGACUUAUCAUGGGGACAGCACCCAUGGGGCUGGCUCUGGCUGUGUCUGUAUUUUUCCUGCUGGUGUGGCAACAUGUGAUGCCCGUGGCCAUGCCUGGCUGUGUCCCCUGCCCCACCCAUUAUGACUGGCAGUUGUCUCCCAGGGGGGAUGCUGGCUGGCCAGGGGUCCGUGCCAGGCUGUUUAUGGACACAGCUGCCCAGUUGAAGCCCAGCCAGAGGUGCCACGUGCCAGCCCAACUGGGCUGCCAGCCAGGGGUGUGCUGGGCUGGGAGAGGUGACACAGGCUGGUGGGGGAGGGGGUGGCAUGUGUGGUGGCCCUGGGCAGCAGCAACUGCAGGGGACCAGGAACCACUGUCCCCCUUUGGUCCCAUUGCUUCUGCUGGUCUUGGAGACCCUUCUGUGGGGUUCCCAGUGGAAGCAAAGGGAUUGGCUCCUGCUGGGAGGAUGCUGGAGAGGUACAUCACCCCCAGCCCGCCCACAAAGCUCCCAGAGAUGGUGCUGAGGUCCCAGGGAUGAUGCUGAUACAGUGGGUUGGAGAAGCCCCUGCCCCAUGGCCUCUCAAACUGCCCCAUGGCAGGGAGGGGGCUCUGGGAAGACCCCCAGAGAGACAGGGGCUGAGGACCAGCACCCCUCUGGCCACAGGGACACUCCUCCUGCCACCACCAUCCCAUGUCCCCAGGAGGUGGGGCUGCCCCAGCUGUGGGGGGUAUAUCUCCACCCAGGGUGGGCCAUAUUAUUAUUUUUGUCUUGUAAAUUUUAUCUUUUUAUUAAAUCAUUGAUAAGUUACAAAGGAGGAAAAAAUAUAGACUUAUAUAUACAGCAUUUCCAAGCCAGCAGGGACCGGCUCUUGGAUGGGGUUUCUGGGAGGCUACUGCCUUCAGGGUGGUCUCAGGAGG